GGGUCCUAGUGUUUUGCUAAUUUUUACAAAAAAAAAAAACAUUUUUUGUGUAUAUUAACAUUAUUUUUAUAUUCUUUUUAUAUACUUUUUAGUCACAUUCCUCAUUUCUUCAGUCAUGAGGAACCGAAGUGUAGCCUUCCAUCCUUUUUUAUUACUAAUAUAUAUAAGUAUAUUAUAAUAAUUAGUAGGUUUGGAGCUUUGACUGCUCUAAUCUGCGUUAUUAUAUAAAAUAAACAUAAAAAACAAUAACAAAAAUCUGGCGAACCUGAAGAGCCAAAAUCUUCCAGUUGCAGCCCCCGAAAAUUUCUCCACAAAAUUGAGAUGGAGAAAAUAUUUAAAUAAAACUUCUGGAACAGAAAAUUCUGAAGGAGAACAGCCAUACCAUUAUAUUCAUAGACGCUUUCGCACUCCUCGGCGUUGCUGGCAAUUCAAAAUUAAACUGAAGGUAAACAGAAAUAUGAGUGAUCGCGCAGGUUCCAUGGUCAUGAUAGACAAGAUGGCAGCCCAAAAGAGGAGAGGCAUUAGUAGCGCAGAAGCUUCUUCAGGAGGUUCAGCGACUCAACUUUCUGCAUUAGGCUCAGCCCCAGGCACUUUGACUGAUGAAUUAGCAGCUCUUUUUGAGUGUCCUGUUUGCUUUGAAAUUGUUUUGCCUCCUAUUAUGCAAUGUCAGGUGGGCCAUUUAGUUUGCGCAAGUUGUCGUCCCAAACUAUCUUGUUGUCCAACUUGUCGAGGGACACUAGGAAAUAUUCGAAAUUUGGCCAUGGAAAAAGUUGCAAACAAUCUAAUGUUUCCUUGCAAGCAUAAAUCAACAGGCUGUCGCAUGUCUUUAGGUUUGAAUGAAAAAGCCGAACAUGAAGAAGUUUGUGAAUUCCGGCCAUACAGUUGCCCUUGCCCUGGCGCAUCCUGUUCUUGGCAAGGUCAACUUGACAAAGUAAUGGUUCACUUGCAACAUUCCCAUAAAAAUAUUACCACUCUUAAUGGUGAAGAUAUUGUGUUUCUCGCCACAGAGAUUAACUUAGCAGGAGCUGUUGAUUGGGUUAUGAUGCAGAGCUGUUUUGGACACCACUUUAUGCUGGUCUUAGAAAAACAAGAAAAAAGUGAUGGGCAUACUCAAUUCUUUGCUAUUGUUCAACUUAUUGGUUCAAGAAAACAAGCUGAACGAUUUGCAUACCGAUUGGAAUUAAAUGGUAAUAGAAGACGCCUUAUUUGGGAAGCCAUGCCCCGUUCCAGCCACGAAGGAGUAGCUUCUGCUAUAAUGGGUUCUGAUUGUUUGGUAUUUGAUAACUCAAUUGCCCAACACUUCGCUGACAACGGAAAUUUAGGCAUUAACGUUACCAUUUCCUUGGUUUGCUAAAUAUUCAAUUGAUUUCAAUCACAUUCUAUCUUGGGCAAGAACUUCUCAUUUGGGAAUUUUUGUCUAGUCGUUGUACAUAUAUUAUUAUAAGUAAUGGCUUUAUGGUACCGAUUGAAUCAAAUUCUUUCUAACCGAAGAUCAAAGAAAAGCCUCUUCAGGCCUCUCCGCGUUUUCAAGGCUUUAGGUUGGGGGAUGGCCUGAAUGGAGUAGCAGGACUUGGGAGGAUGUACAAGGGGCCCAAUGGGGCCUAAGUGUUGUGAACUAUUGGGGUCGUACUCCACCACGUCCAGAUCCAGCUCGGGAACUGAAGAUCAAUUGUGUCUUGGAUAAGAGAGGGUCAUAUUAAGUUUUGGGAUAAACAUGUUUUAUGGUGUUUAACAAUGAUUUUAUUUAGACACAGCUUUUUUCAAGCCAAAUUUUUUAAAUGUUCUCCGAGUUUUUUAAUUGUUUGUACUUAAUAUACCUAACAACAACAUAUUAUGUGCCCUAUGGCUGUAUUUGGAUGUGUGAAUAAAAAAUUGUUCAUUGCCAUAUAUUUAAAAUCAUUGGUCUACAUGUCACAGAUAUUUUAUUUUCUUUUUUAUUUGUUGUUAUUAUUGUUUUAUUUUUUAUUUUUUAAUGAGGGACGUGAGAAAUUAAUUUUAUUUGGCAAAAAUUAUGUACCUACAUAAGUUUCUUUGGAUAGAUGAGAUUGCAAAAGCACCUAAACGGAGAGAUAAGAUUUUUCUCGUGGCUGUAAUAUCUUAUAAGUAUAGUAUAUUCAGCAAGUCCCUGUUCUUCCUUUUGUGACCUGGGGCCGGAUUCUCGUCCCAGGGAGUAGAUCUCCCCGAGAGAAUUCAUUCUCAUUUACUUUUCGAUUACGUUGACAAGGGCAAAAUAUUUGUUGUAUCGGGGGGAGCUCUACUCCCUGAGACGACAAUCGGGCCGCUGGGUGGACUCUAAUUAGAGCAUCUGUCUGAAUCACUGGAGACGCUUCAAUCAUUUUUUAAUACAAUUUGACGAUAUUAUUUCAUCUGUGAACCUAAAAUCUAAUAGCUGCAUACUCUGUAUCUACCGACCACCAACGCAUUGUAAUUCUUGAUGUAAAGGAAAUUAUAGAAUAAUGAUAAAUCAGGAGCGCGUAUUUAUCCAAUUUACGAAUAUUAAGUUGAGCUUUAUCAACUUUUUCCAUAAAUUAAGCUAUCAAGUCAAGAGGAUCCUUGUCUGGAGUAGGCAGCGCCUCUUCGACUAAUUUCCUUUUGCUUGGUUUCUCUUUUGAUUUUUUUCUUCUCUGAAGGAUUACCAUUUUCAUUCACUUUAGUAGCGAGCACUCAAUAUCAAUAUCAUCUGACGAUUGAGCUUGGGCUUCAGCUUCAUCUCAACUUUUUUAAGUAUUGAUUGUCGCCCAGAUCUAUGAAGUUUUUGUAGGGGCUUCCAGUAAUAGUACUAGUGCUAGGGCUUUCGUCAUCAGACUGAGUGUGCUCAGAUUCUCUAGAUUGUCAGCUUUUCCUGCCUUUCUCCUCUUGAGGCUUCCGGAGUUACGGAGAAAGUUAGCGAAGUUUGAGAAUUUUUAGAACGAUGCUGAUUCAAGAUUGCUGAAAUGCCAGGGCUGGGACUUUGUAACGAAUAUAUACAUUUUCUUUAUUUCUAUUGAUGUCUCCUCUCUAUUGAUUUCGACAAGACAGAAGAAGACAGCAAGUGCCAUAGCAAUGGGAAAAACAAUCUCUAUCCGUUACAGAGUUCCAGCCCAGGCCAAACGUUCUAGAAUUAUUAGAGAGUUUUCGUUGUCUUUUAAAAGCGAUUCCGAUAGCCGCUAUUUGACAAAUUUGACAUUUGAGCUAGCAUUUAUCGUUAUCGUUACCGAUAAGUGCCGGGAGCAUACGGACGGAAGACAAAACCAUAGCGAAAACGGAAAGCAUGCGUAUUUCCUAUGUUUUUGUUGUGGUUUGUUUUUGUUUUUAAAUGUUUUUGGUUUUCGAAAUAGAUACUAAAUUCCCUCAAAAGAUCGAGAAAUCGUUUCACGGAUGAGGACAAUAUUAUUUAUUAUAUUAUGUGCAAUCGAGUGUUCCAUCCUGAAAAUCUCGCACUAUUUUUAUAAUUCUGGCCACAUCAUUUUUUAAGUACAAGCCCUGAUGAAGCCCUAAACUUUUGGGCGAAACUUGGUAAAGACUUAACAGGCCUUCUAUUUUUUGUCCUAACCUACGAAUCACCCCUCUCCAUUGGAUACCAAUAGGACACGAACUUCUCUUAAGCAUUUAUUAUUUCAUUAGAAGAAAUAUUUGCCAACAACCCCUCCUAUAUGACGAUGCAUCUAAAUAGGCUUUUGUAGUAGCCAAUUUUGUAAAGCCUACAGGGAAAAUUAAUGAAUUUUGGGUACUAAGAAAUUAAAACAAAGUAUACAAAACGUAUAUUAACACAAUGAUAAACACAAACUAUUAAAGAAAGGUUAUGUUUGUCGAAUUCGACUUAACGUUAACGUUAAGCGGAUUGAACGAAAACUAUUUUUACGAUCUGUCAAAUAGCGGCUUUGUUUUCGUAUCCGUUAUGGUUAACCGUUCGAAUUUGCCAAUACAACGAAAACUCUCUAUUAUUUACUUAUCCAAACUGAGUAGAUUUUGACAUGACUUUACUGUAGUGUUGCAAGGGGAUUCGCUGGAAAUACUAUAUUUACCAAUUAAGAGCGCUUGGCUGAACAUAGAAUAUCCCAACUAACAAUUUGUGAUAUAUAAAGUACAGUAAUUAUUUGACCCAUAUUACUGUCAAAUUUAUAUUUUAAUAUUUAUUAUGUAUUUUAAUUCACUUUAUUUUUUAACCUUUGUGCAUUAGAAAGAAAAGACUCUCAGUGUUCUCAACUAAGUAAAUCUUUUUUGACAAAUCUACAUUUUUCAUCCCCCACAAACAUAAAGACAAAGAAAAAACGUUUUUAUUAUUAAGUUGAUGGUGAGGCUGAGUCAUAUGUCUACCAACCAAAAAAUUUAGAUUUGUCGAUAAGACUUUGUAGGAAAGACUUCGAGUGUUUUCUUACUAAUAAAGUGAGCUCCACUGUGAGAUAAUUGACAAUUUCUCCAAUCAAUGUACAUUAGUUUUUGGUUUGUAGAAAUUAAUUUUAUUCUUUUGGUUUUAUAAAAGUCGAAAAUCCUUUGUAUAAAAUCAAAAACAUAUAAAAGCCGAAAUUCCUUUACAUAUAAUAAAAAAGCGGUUAGCAUAA
Molecule: messenger RNA, 4541 nt
Organism: Ceutorhynchus assimilis (cabbage seed weevil)
Lineage: Eukaryota; Metazoa; Arthropoda; Insecta; Coleoptera; Curculionidae
Source: the annotation of a GenBank genome assembly